CCGCACCGCCGGCGGCUCAGUGACGCGGCAAAGCGCAGGCAGAGGCUAGUGACGCACGCGCUGGGAAAGAACGGGCAGCCAGCGGCAGAGAACCACUCGUGCGGGCCGAAGUCGAGAACCGCGCGCUCGGGCUCUAUGCGAGGGAGUUAAACGCGCACCGGCUUCCCUUUGAGAGCGGCUCCCGUCCGGCGGGACUUGGUCACGUGCUAGGGAUGAGCGUGCGCCUGCGCCUCGUAGCAUCUCCUGGCGCGCCUGCGCAGUGUGGCUCUAGCUCUCUUCCCGCCCGCCUUCGGUUACCGGCUGGAGAGGCAGUACCUGCGGGAGCGAGCCUACUCCGUUAAAGGAUGAAAAGUGACAAGGAACCAUUUUUUGUUAAAUUUAUAAAGUCUUCUGGAAACACAGAAUAUUUUUUUAAAGCUCUUGAGGUAAGCACUUUUGGUACCACUAUCAGCUGCUUUUUUCUGAAUUUAGUUUUCCAUUUAAUUAUUUUCAUGGUUAUUUGUAGCCUAUUAAUGCAUAUAUCUGUAAAUAAAAUAUAUUGUUUCUGUAAGAUGGAGGCAUUUAAUGUUAGAUAAUACAGUUGCCUUGUUUAACUUUUUUUCUACAGCAAGGGUCAACAUUUUCUUUGUUAUAUAUUUUUACUAAUUUAUAGUGGGUUAGUUUCACUUCUUAAUACAGUGGAGAAUUCAUAUAGUGAAAUCAUUGUUUUGUGAAACCGAUUUCCCUGUGGCCCCAAUCCUAUAAGGUGCUGUAUGCCUCUGGAAACGUGCUGAAGCACUCAAAACUUUUGGCCCAAUCCUGCAAACAGUCGCUGCCUGGCAUAGUGCUUACUACCGUGAAGUGGUUUUUUUAAAUAAUUGAAGAUAGAUUGUAUAACCUAAUUAAGAACCUUGACCUCUCCAAGGAGCAAAUUGUCCCACAGGGUUUGAAUUAAUUUAUUGAAGGGAUGAAAUGCUGUGCCUUGGUAACUAGCAUUUGAAUGAUCAUCCCGAUCAUACAGUGGUUGUAGAGGGCACUCAACAGGUUCCAGAACAGAGUGAGCUGCAAUCCUGAGGGUUCAGGUUCCUCAUCCACGCUACUAUAGCUUCAUUGAGGAGGGUGUCAAGUCAUUUCUCCCCUGGGAAGUCAGUGAGAGUUAGAAGGCUCUCAGCACAGAUGAGGUCCAAUAGAUGAAAAUUUGUACACUGUACAUUGCAGUGGAUUGAAAUAAUUUGAUAUUUUUGUUCAACUUCACUACAAAUCGAUUCUUGUAUACUAAUUUUGCUAUAAGUAGUUUCAACUGGAUAUGCUUUUGCAGUUGCUGUAGGAUUCAUUUAAAAGAAUUGUCUAACAAAGGGAAAGGAAUUUAAGUAUAUUGUUGUUUCAUGUUUUCUUGCAGUCCAUAAAAGAAUUUCAGUCAGAAGAAUAUCUCCAGAUCCUUGAAGAAGUGCCAGCACUCAAUAUAAAAGAGAAUGACAAAUCCCUUUACAUCUGUGACCCUUUUAGUGGCAUUGUUUUUAGUCACCUCAAAAAGGUUUGCUACCCACUAGAUUAGUUACAAGUGUCCUAUUCCUUUCUAAGGAAUGCUCAUAUACAUGAUCCUACACAUUUUCUCUUUCUGAAUUCUAUAUACUGGCUUGUAAUGUACACAGUGAAUAUGUGUAAUAUGCUGUUAAACAGAGUUUCAGUGGGAAAAUUGCAAAGGGUAGGAACAGCAUAAGAGGGAAGGCCAGACAAGGGAUUCAAUCCUUCAGUCUCAAUGGCCUCUGCUUCUACAGGACCUGUGACCACCUUUUUUGUUUCUCCCAGUUAUAGAGCAGUCUGGGAAAAUGGCAUGGUUGCAGUGAUCUCUGAGAUGUUGCAGUAGCAAAGGCCAGCAUAGCCAGAGAUCAGUGGCGCUCCAGACAUUUCCUCUGUUACCUAUGUUGGGGCCAGCUCUAUUCCAUGUGAGGAUUUCCCUAUGUUUGAGCAAUCCCCAGCCAAUCGGUUGGUCAGUUUCAACCGCUUUGUGUUGCUGGGAUGGGAUGUUGGAUAUUCCCCAAGAUAGGUUUUUUUUGACAAGAUUCCUUUUUUGUGGGAAAAGUGUCACCCUUCCUUCCAUAUUAAUCCUCUUUGAUCUUUUUGUUUUAUUUUUGUUGCAGCUUGGCUGUAGGAUCGUUGGACCACAGGUAGUCAUAUUUUGUAUGCAGCACCAGCGAUGUGUCCCGAGAGCCGAAUACCCUGUUCAUAAUAUGGCCAUGGCUGAUAUAACAAUAUCCUGUACUAGUCUUGAAAAAGAAACUAGGGAAGAAGUUCAUAAGUAUGUACAGAUGAUGGGUGGCCGUGUGUACAGAGAUCUCAAUGCAUCAGUAACUCAUCUUAUAGCUGGAGAAGUUGGCAGCAAGAAAUAUUUAGUGGCUGCUGCUCUGAAGAAACCCAUAUUGCUUCCUACUUGGAUAAAAGCAUUGUGGGAGAAGUCCCAACAAGGUAUGAUUAGAUACACAGAUAUAAGCAUGGAAGACUUCAUUUGUCCUUUGUUUCGUGGCUGUACAAUCUGUGUAACUGGCUUAAGCAGUGUGGACAGGAAGGAGGUGCAGCGUCUCACUACUGAGCAUGGUGGUCAAUACACAGGGCAGCUCAAGAUGAAUGAGUGCACCCACCUCAUUGUUCAAGAGCCAAAAGGUCAGAAAUAUGAAUGUGCCAAAAAAUGGAAUGUGCAGUGUGUGUCCAUCCAGUGGUUUUUUGACAGUAUCGAGAAUGGCUUCUGCCAGGAUGAGGCAAUGUAUAAGACAGAGUCUGUACAAAAGCAAAAUACCACACCCAGUACAUCAACUCCUACUAGCCAAGCUAGCAAACCUGACAGUCGUACCCUUUCAGAUGUCAGCCACAUUUCCAAUAUCAGUUUGAAUGGCAUUAAUGAAACUGCAUGUAGCUCUGCUUUGAACAGCAGGCUGGAUCCUCCUCCUGAUGAUCUGGAAAAUUUGGAUAUCAGUUCUUUUCAAGCCCCUGAUGAUUUACUAGAUGGGUGUCGAAUUUAUCUCUGUGGCUUCAGUGGCAAGAAGUUAGAUAAAAUGAGAAGGCUUAUUAACUCUGGUGGUGGUGUUCGAUUUAAUCAGCUCAAUGAAGAUGUCACCCAUGUUAUUGUGGGAGAAUAUAAUGAUGAACUGAAGCAGUUUUUGAACAAGACUACUCACAGGCCUCAUGCAGUGACAGCAAAAUGGUUGCUGGAGUGCUUUGGUAAGGGUUACUUACUUCCAGUGGAGCAGUAUAUCCCUCUGAAUUACCAGCCAAUAGAAAAUCCAGUUUUGGAGCAACCUGGAAUUAAACGAACUGUUCCCAAAAGUAAUAGUCUCACAAAAAAAGAAGCUGUAAAGCUUGUACAGCACCAGAAAGCAGAUGAAGAUGACCUCCUCUCUCAAUAUGUGAAUAAUGAUUCCACAUUAAUUGAAGUUGAAAAGCUAGAAACUGGUAACUUCAGUGAUGCUACGCAUGUUACCAUUCAAGAAGAGAAGCAGUCCUCUAUCUGUCAUAGUUCACUGACUGAGACUUCUACAGUGGUUGAAGAAGGCUUAUUCAGCAGAAAGAGGUUCCUUCUUUUGGGUUUUGGUGAAGAGGAUGAGUCCUGCAUUGUAGAAAUUAUAAAGGAGAAUGCUGGGAAAGUUCUACCGCCUCAAAACAGAGCAAUUGCAGACUAUGCUGUGGUUCCUUUACUGGGAUGCAAGGUGGAGUCAACUGUAGGAGAUGUUGUUACAAACACAUGGAUGAUUAUGUGUGUAGAACAGCAGCUCCUUUUAAACCCUCAGUCCAACCCACUUUUCACCCCAGUAUCAGUAAUGGAAGGAAGCACUCCUCUGGAAGACUGUGUACUGUCUUUCAGCCAGUUUACUGGUGCCGAGAGAGACUCCCUGGUGUUCUUGGCAGGUCUUCUUGGAGCGAGAGUCCAGGAAUUCUUUGUGCGAAGAGCCAACCCAAAGAAAGGAAUGUUUGCCAGCACCCACCUAGUAGUCAAAGAGCCAGAUGGUUCUAAGUAUGAAGCAGCAAAGAAAUGGAAUUUACCUGCAGUCACUAUGGCUUGGCUCUUGCAGUCUGCAAGGACAGGAAAGAAAGCAGAUGAAAGCAAGUUCCCAGUUGAAAAUGUUAAUGCUGGAGAUAAAGAAGAGAGUUUAAUGAGUCAGUCCAACAAGACAGAGACAACUAUAAUGUCUUCAGAUAUACCAGACCAUCCUAGCAAUCUCCUUGAAGCUGGGAAGAAAAUAGCUGUGACGCCUCUUGAUGUGAACCGGUUCCAGAGUAAAGCUUUCCAUAGUGUGAUCUCGCACCAUAUUGGGCAAAAGCCAACCCUUCCUGCAGAAGGAAGACUGAUCCAGAAAGAACCAUCUUUGCAUCUUGACACACCAUCCAAAUUUCUUUCCAAAGAUAAGCUCUUCAAGCCUUCAUUCGAUGUAAAGGAUGCCCUGGCAGCUUUGGAAACUCCAGGGGCUCCCAAUCAGAGAAACAGGAAGCCGAGUACUCCUCUUUCUGAAGUCAUUGGCAGGAACUUGAAAUUAGCUCUGGCAAACAGCACUCGUCAUACAGCAGCUCUUACUGCCAGCCCUCAGCUGCGGGCUGCACAAGCAGAAGUGGUGGAAGAUUCAAAACCUCUUGCUGAUCUAGUCAUAUGUGUUAGUAAGAAACUCAGUAAAAAGCAAAGUGAACUGAAUGCUGUUGCCGCUUCUCUUGGAGCAGAUUACAGAUGGUGCUUUGAUGAAACAGUAACUCAUUUCAUCUACCAGGGAAGACAAAAUGACAGCAGUAAGGAAUACAAAUCUGUUAAAGAAAGGGGCAUACACAUUGUUUCAGAGCAUUGGCUUUUAGAGAGUGCACAAGAAUAUAAACGACUUCCUGAAUCUCUGUUCCCUCACACUUACAAUCCCAAAAUGAGUCUGGAUAUCAGUGCAGUGCAAGAUGGCAGACUUUCUUCCAGUAGACUUCCAUCAACUGGAAAAAUAGCAAAGGAAGUUGAGAGUAUUUCAGUGGAUGAAAAUGACAUAGGAGAUGUAACUACUAACCAGGUAAAGGAAGCAGUCACAAUAAGGGAGGAGCAAAUUGCAGGAAAUGAAGCCAAAGGAGUUUUAACCCAGACACUGGAAAUGAGGGAGAACUUUCAAAAGCAACUACAGGAGAUCAUGUCUGCAACAUCAAUAGUGAAACCACAAGCACAAAGAGGAUCGUUGUCAAGGAAUGGUUUUGACAGUUCCCCUACCACACCAGAUGGCACACGAUCUGUGCGUAACGGUCGUAGUAGAGUCUUGGAAGCUCUAAGGCAGUCACGGCAAGCAGUGAUGGACAUAAACACAGAGCCAUCACAAAAUGAGCAGAUUGUCUGGGAUGACCCCACUGCAAGAGAGGAGAGAGCAAGGCUCGUCAGCAACUUACAGUGGCCCAAUAGUCCUUCACAGUACUCAGAACAAAUUCAGACUGAUGUAAAUAACAUGAAUGAUUCCCCUUUCAGGGAAUCCUUCACUGACAGAGAAGUUGCUGAAUUAGUUAAAAUUCAAACAAAAUCAAGCAACAAUGAAUUACCGUCCACAGCUGUUCAUGAUUCUGAGGACACAGGUGUGGCAGAGGUACCAAAGCAUCCAAUAUAUAAUGAACCAGAAACCCCAGGAAAAGAUGAUCAAGUGAUCCCCACACCGCAAGCUCCCAGCAUUGCUUUCCCGCUGGCCAACCCUCCUGUGGCUCCACAGCCCAAAGCAAAGGCUAUUACAGUAGAUGAGAAGGUUGAUGAAGAACCAGAAAAACCGCGCAAAUUCCAGCUGUCUUCACUUAAUCCUCAAGAGCGAAUCGAUUACUGCCAUCUGAUUGAGGAACUAGGUGGACUGGUGCUUGAGAAGCAGUGCUUUGAUCCAAGUUGUACACACAUCAUUGUGGGACAUCCUCUUCGAAAUGAGAAAUACUUGGCCUCGAUGGCUGCUGGAAAGUGGGUGCUUCAUCGUUCCUACCUGGAGGCAUGCAGAGCAGCCUGCUGCUUUGUACAGGAGGAAGAUUAUGAAUGGGGAAGUAACUCCAUACUCAAUGUUUUGUCUGGAAUCAAUGUAAACCAAAAGAAACUAGCACUUGCAGCAAUGAGAUGGAGGAAAAAAAUCCAUAAAAGGAGGCAGGAAACUGGCAUCAUUGAGGGGGCAUUUAGUGGCUGGAAAGUGAUUUUGAAUGUUGACCAAACCAAGGAAGCAGGAUUCAAACGUCUUCUUCAAUCAGGAGGAGCAAAGGUACUGCCAGGUCAUUCUCUACUUCUCUAUAAAGAAGCUACUCACCUUUUUGCUGACUUCAGUAAACUGAAGCCAGAUGAUGCCAGAGUCAAUGUACUGGAGGCUGCUGCCCAAGGAGUGAACUGCUUGAAACCAGAAUAUAUUGCUGACUACCUCAUACAGGAGCUUCCUCCUCCCAUGGAGGGUUACUGUCUGCCAGAAGCUGUUUCUUAUCUUCAAAAUAGCAAAGAACUGGGAAUUGGAUUAUCUCAGAAGAGAAAAGCACCUGGAGAAACAAGCAAAGUCAAACGAUCCAGAAUACACUGAGGGGAUUCUCCAUUUUUAAUUCUUGUAUUUUAAAUUUCUAUUUAUGAAUAUUUUGCCAAUCUCAAUGCUGAAAAAAUUAAAAGCUUUUUUAAUUUAA
Messenger RNA from Chelonia mydas (Green sea turtle), 6609 nucleotides. It is a transcript of the gene TOPBP1, whose product is annotated as DNA topoisomerase II binding protein 1. NCBI's taxonomy places the organism in Eukaryota, Metazoa, Chordata, Testudines, Cheloniidae. Gene Ontology annotation, biological process: mitotic DNA replication checkpoint signaling; DNA replication initiation; mitotic G2 DNA damage checkpoint signaling. The transcript is spliced from 26 exons. The record is from RefSeq and is a predicted model, not a curated record. The coding region runs from base 1902 to 6512 and encodes 1536 amino acids.